Peronospora matthiolae is the source of this 258-nucleotide messenger RNA. NCBI's taxonomy places the organism in Eukaryota, Oomycota, Peronosporomycetes, Peronosporales, Peronosporaceae. The record is from the annotation of a GenBank genome assembly.
AUGAGCCAGAAGAGCACAGCCCUGCUGAAGGACCAGAUGCCGAGGAGAGGGAAGAAGACAAUGAUGAAGAUUAGACUGCUGCUAAAGACGUAUGUGGAUCUCGACGAACGAGAUGCUGAGGGAGUAACAGAGAGUACUGUUCGUCUGCGCGUCGCACUCGCGGCAGAAGACAGCUCGUUUUCGCAGGGUGAAGUCGGCGUUGACGAGCACGAAGCCGAAGAUGGUGGCCAGAAUAAGCGCAAGCCAACACCAAGUUAA